AUGUCGCAAAAACCGCGAAAACUUCAGCGCGUCUCCAAGGCCUGCGACUUCUGCAAUAGGCGCAGUAUCAAAUGUGGCAGCAGUGAAGAUCCGCUGGGUCGGUGCCAGAAUUGUGUAGAUUUCGAUGUCCCGUGCACCUUCGAUCGCCCGGCUAAACGCCGGGGCGUCAAGGCCGGUACCCGAGUGAAUGCUCGCGAUACCCCAAUCGCAAAGCCGGUCAUCGACCAACCAGUUGCAAUUGGUCGCGGGAACCCUCCGGAGAGGAUGUCUGGCUCAUCAGCCUCAAGAAGCUCAUUUUACGCUGACUCUGUGUCACGCCCGUCAUUGACAGGGGACCCCUGGUCUUCUUUCAAUACUGGAUGGUCGACGGUUGAAGGAUACGAUGAUGAUGGCGCACUGCGCAAUUCUUGGAAGGCGUUUGCCAUUUCUUGCGACCAACAGAUUCGCAAUCUCGUGCAGGUGUACUUUGAGAUUGUUUAUCCAAUAUUUCCAUUGUUUCAUAAACCAUCAUUUAUAGAAAGAAUUAACAACCAAGAGCAUCUUCAGAGUCAGAGCCUGUUUGCUUCAACAAUGGCGGUCUGCUCAUUGGUAUCUGGUCGCGCCCGCGAUGGAGCAUUGUACACCAAUCGGUGGCAUCGGGAGGAGCUGUCAGAGCCGCCUUCGGAGGCCUUCUAUGCAGCAGCCAAAGACUCACUUCCUCGGGACCUUGCAGCCGCAAAGGGCUUCAAUUAUAUGCGUGCUUGUGCAAUACUUGCGAUCGCCAGCAUUCAGAACGGCCAAAUUAAAAAUAUGCAGAAAUACUCUGGCAUGUAUCAUACAUUAACAACCAUGGAGGGGUUUCAUGAUGAGAAGCUCUGGCCGAAAGAUAUCAGUCCUAUCGAGACUGAAGAAAGAAGAAGAUUGUUCUGGUCCAUUUAUACCCUGGACAUCUACUCCACGAUUGUAUGGGGAGGUGUGAUCCGAUACCGGGAAGCCCAUUCUCUCGUUCGAUACCCCAGUGAGGUAGAUGACGAAUUCAUCACUCACCACGGAUACGGCAUACAUCCCGUAUCCCCAGAAGCCGCCCUCAGGCAGGGCCAGGUCCCUGUUGUCUCACGACAACCCGUUUCGUGGAUGCAUGGAUGGAACUUCACCACCGAUCUCUAUCGAAUUCUCGAACACGUUGUUGACGGCACUCGACGCAAGUCUUCCUCCGCUAAUGGCACCCAGGAGGUGUGGUCUCUGUUCAGCCCAGCAUCCAUGUCGGAGCCGAUAGUCAUGGAACGAGUGCUUUCCAUGUAUGCUGCACUACCCCCGCAAUUUCGAGAGACGCCGCCAACCACCGGCGAUGGGACCCACGACCUGUUCGGUUUUCAAUCUGCAAACAUCCAGGCGACUUUGCAGCUUCUCCGGAUGGUUCUUUUGUCGUCAGAAGAGGUCGGGGUGGACAGGAAGUGCGACGUAGCCGGUGAGCUGCUGAGUGUGUUUUCCAAAGUGCCGGUGGAGUAUUUGAGAGCCAUCAGCUCCCCUCUGCUUCAUCACUUGGGAGGAAUUGGAUACAUUCUCGGCUCGGUCAUGGAAGGCAGUUUAUCAGAUGUAUCAUACCAACGCGUCCGUACCUUACUCCUUGACAUGGCCAGUCUUCUCCACCGUCUGGAAGUUGGUCUCCACCGAGCAGCCGGUGCUAGCGAACGUCUCCGCUCUCAGGUGGACCGAAUAGAUGGCUACAUGCGAACUUCACGAUUGGUCAAUCCCUCGGUCAUUCCCCCUCAAAUGAAUGCGGCGAACGGUACUCCUACCCCAGUCGACGUAAAGCCUGUGCCUUCCCCAGUGUAUACAGCUGCAACACAACCGAUUGGACCGACAGGAUCAAUGGAUAAACAGAUGAUGCAGUUCCAAUUGCCGCCGGAACUGCUGGCAGGCUGGCCGUGGCCACUAGAUAAUUCUCAUUCCGAGGGCUUCUUGCCACUGGCCUUUGAAUGA
Molecule: messenger RNA, 1962 nt
Organism: Penicillium longicatenatum
Lineage: Eukaryota; Fungi; Ascomycota; Eurotiomycetes; Eurotiales; Aspergillaceae
Exons: 6
Coding region: 1-1962 (653 amino acids)
Biological process (GO): regulation of DNA-templated transcription; DNA-templated transcription
Molecular function (GO): DNA-binding transcription factor activity, RNA polymerase II-specific; zinc ion binding; DNA binding
Source: RefSeq, a predicted model, not a curated record